GGCGGCGGCAGCAGCAGGAGCAGCCCCGGCUGCGGGUCGCGACGGCGGCGGGGCGCCCCCUCCCCCGUGCCGGGGCGCGGCGGAGGGAUGUGGGGCUUUGCGGGAGGAAGGCUUUUCGGCAUCUUCUCGGCCCCAGUGCUGGUGGCGGUGGUGUGCUGCGCCCAGAGCGUGAACGAUCCUGGGAACAUGUCCUUUGUGAAGGAGACGGUGGACAAGCUGUUGAAAGGCUACGACAUUCGCCUAAGACCCGACUUCGGGGGUCCCCCGGUCUGCGUGGGGAUGAACAUCGACAUCGCCAGCAUAGACAUGGUUUCCGAAGUCAACAUGGAUUACACCUUGACCAUGUAUUUUCAACAAUACUGGAGAGAUAAAAGGCUCGCCUAUUCUGGGAUCCCUCUCAACCUCACGCUGGACAAUCGAGUGGCUGACCAGCUCUGGGUGCCUGACACAUAUUUCUUAAAUGACAAAAAGUCAUUUGUGCAUGGAGUGACAGUGAAGAACCGCAUGAUCCGCCUCCACCCAGACGGGACAGUGCUCUACGGGCUCAGAAUCACCACGACCGCAGCAUGCAUGAUGGACUUGAGAAGAUACCCUUUGGAUGAGCAGAACUGCACUCUGGAGAUUGAAAGCUAUGGCUACACCACGGAUGACAUUGAAUUUUACUGGCGUGGUGGUGAUAAGGCUGUUACUGGAGUGGAGAGAAUUGAGCUCCCACAGUUCUCCAUCGUGGAGCAUCGUCUGGUCUCCAGGAAUGUUGUCUUUGCCACAGGUGCCUACCCUCGGCUCUCACUGAGCUUUCGGUUGAAGAGAAACAUUGGAUACUUCAUUCUCCAGACCUACAUGCCCUCUAUCCUAAUUACAAUUCUCUCAUGGGUGUCCUUCUGGAUCAAUUAUGAUGCAUCUGCGGCUAGAGUUGCCCUUGGGAUCACCACUGUGCUGACCAUGACGACCAUCAACACACAUCUUCGGGAGACGUUGCCCAAAAUCCCCUAUGUCAAAGCCAUUGACAUGUACCUCAUGGGCUGCUUUGUCUUUGUGUUUCUGGCCCUUCUGGAGUAUGCCUUUGUCAACUACAUUUUCUUUGGAAGAGGCCCUCAAAGGCAGAAGAAGCUUGCGGAAAAGACCGCCAAGGCAAAGAAUGACCGUUCAAAGGGUGACAGCAACCGGGUAGGCCUCUCGGCCUCGGCCGCCCCCACUUUGCCUUUCCCAGAUCCGCAGACCCCGUGGCAUCAUGGCCUUUGA
Physeter macrocephalus (sperm whale) is the source of this 1242-nucleotide messenger RNA. It is a transcript of the gene GABRB3, whose product is annotated as gamma-aminobutyric acid type A receptor subunit beta3. The transcript has 8 exons. The coding region runs from base 88 to 1242 and encodes 384 amino acids. The record is from RefSeq and is a predicted model, not a curated record. Gene Ontology annotation, molecular function: extracellular ligand-gated monoatomic ion channel activity; neurotransmitter receptor activity; GABA-A receptor activity. Gene Ontology annotation, biological process: regulation of membrane potential; nervous system process; chemical synaptic transmission. Gene Ontology annotation, cellular component: synapse; plasma membrane; GABA-A receptor complex. Lineage: Eukaryota; Metazoa; Chordata; Mammalia; Artiodactyla; Physeteridae.